AUCUGCUUUUGCAUGUAUAGCGGAAGGACUAUGGAUUGAUCUAAGUAAAAUAUUGAUGUACCGCUUAAAAAUUUAUUUGUAUACGUUUCUGCUAUUUGGGCUAAAAUAGCAUGUCUGAAGCAUGAAAACAAAAUUAUAAUUUUAUUUAAUGGGGGUGUAAAUUAUAUAUUCAGUUUAUGUUACUACAGCUUACAGUGUGACUCUAACUUUGGUUUUUAAUUGAAAGACCUGGGCUUCAGAUGCCAGUUGUUGCUUUUUACUUGCAUCUAUGCAUAUGCAUGUAUGCUGUUUUGGUUUAACCCCAGCAGGCAGAUAUCUCAGCACUGCACAGCCCCUUGCUCACUCUGCAAAGGUGGAAUGGGGGGAAUUGGAAAGAUAAAAGUAUAAGAACUUGUAGUUUGAAAGAAGACAGUUUUCUAGGUAAAGCAAAAGCUGCGUAUGCAAGCAAGUGAAGCAAGGAAUUAAUUCACUGCUUCCUCUCUGAUGCUCAGACACUUGCAGGAAAAUCAGGUGUGGCACAUGUAGCAGUUUGUUGGAAAGACAAACCUCAUUACUCUGAACAUCCUCCCUCCUUCUUCACCCCAGCUUUUAUUGCUAACUCCAUAUGAUAUGGAAUGUCUUUGAGUCUGAGUCAGCAGUCCUAGCUGUGUCCCCUCCCAGCUCCUUGUGCAUCCCCAGCUUUCUCAUUGGCAGGGUAGCACAAAAAGUAGAAAAGUCCAUAACUCCGUGUAAGCACUACUCAACUGAAACAUCUGUAUGUUACCACUGCUAUUUUCAUCAGAAAUCCAAAUCACGGUGUCAUAAAUUACAUUGCUCAUUGGAUCAUUACGUAAUUGUAAUUAAUUUAAAAUUCUGUAAGAUCAUUAUUUCAGGAUUAAUUAUCAUUCUGAAGUCAUUUCUCCCCCACCUUAAAAGCUUAAUGGAGAAUAUAUUAGAAGUUACCUUUAAUAAAGUUUUCAUUAUUAUGUUGCUGUUAUAUUCUGGCCUCCAUAUUGUUGAAAUACUAUUUGUAGUAUACUAAAAUUUGCUAUGAGUUUUGUUCAUUCUCAACAAAAUUAAUUCAGUAAGUGUUACAAAUUCAGUGAAACCUCUGUAAACCUAUUAUAUUUAAAAUGUUAUCUUCCCAACAGGAUUACAGUGGCAAUUUCUGUCUUGUUAGUAAACAGUCAGAAGAAAAUUUUGGAGUUAAUUAAAUAUACUACCUUAAACAAGUAUCUCUCCCCAAAAAGCUGAGACACCUGCAUGUUUGAACAUCAGUAGUAAAGCAUGAGCCUUUGAAAAUAUUACUGUAGUAGAAGGAAAACCUGGUCAAUAAUGACAGACUUGUACUACCUCAGUCAAACAGAUGGAGCAGGAGAUUGGCGAGAAAAAGAGGCCAAAGAUCUAACAGAUCUGGUGCAGAGGAGAAUAACUUACUUACAGAACCCGAAGGACUGCAGCAAAGCUAAGAAACUUGUCUGUAACAUUAACAAAGGCUGUGGCUACGGUUGUCAGCUUCAUCAUGUGGUCUACUGCUUCAUGAUUGCUUAUGGCACUCAGCGAACGCUCAUUUUAGAGUCUCAGAAUUGGCGCUAUGCUACUGGUGGCUGGGAGACUGUAUUUAGACCUGUAAGCGAGUCCUGUACUGACAGAUCUGGUACAACCACUGGACACUGGUCAGGUGAGGCUAAUGAUAAGGAUGUACAGGUGGUGGAGCUCCCCAUUGUUGACAGCUUACACCCACGGCCACCUUAUUUACCUUUGGCUGUCCCUGAAGACCUGGCUGAUAGGCUAAUUCGUGUACAUGGGGAUCCUGCAGUAUGGUGGGUCUCACAGUUUGUCAAAUACUUGAUUCGUCCACAGCCUUGGCUAGAAAAAGAAAUAGAGGAAGCUACCAGGAAACUCGGUUUCAAACAUCCUGUGAUCGGUGUUCAUGUUCGGAGGACAGACAAAGUAGGAACAGAAGCAGCAUUUCAUCCCAUUGAAGAAUAUAUGGUGCAAGUUGAAGAGCGGUUUGAACUUCUUGCUCGUAGAAUGCAUGUUGAUAAAAAGAGAGUAUACUUGGCUACAGAUGACCCUUCGUUAUUGCAGGAGGCCAAAUCCAAGUAUCCAAAUUAUGAAUUUAUCAGUGAUAACUCCAUAUCUUGGUCAGCGGGACUUCAUAAUCGAUACACUGAAAACUCCCUAAGAGGUGUUAUUCUGGAUAUCCACUUUUUGUCUCAGGCAGACUUCCUGGUCUGUACAUUUUCAUCCCAGGUUUGUCGAGUCGCCUAUGAAAUUAUGCAGACAUUGCAUCCAGAUGCUUCAGCAUAUUUCCAUUCUUUGGAUGAUAUCUACUACUUUGGGGGACAGAAUGCACAUAACCAGAUUGCUGUUUAUGCUCAUCAUCCACGAACUGCUGAUGAAAUUCCUAUGGAACCUGGAGAUAUAAUUGGAGUAGCUGGAAAUCACUGGGAUGGUUAUUCAAAAGGAAUCAAUAGAAAAUUAGGAAAAACAGGCCUGUACCCGUCCUAUAAAGUUAAGGAGAAAAUUGAGACAGUCAAAUACCCUACAUACCCAGAGGCUGAAAAGUAGAAUAACAGGAAGACAUUUGGCAGUAAUUCUCACUUCUUUGACUCAAAUCUGUCAACAUACUAAUGGUUUAUAUGGGAUUUGAAUUUGCAUUUUAACAUGCAUUUAAAAUCAAAGCCUUUGGUAAUGAAACUGGAAAAGAAACUGAGAACAAAUGGAUGGGCUGUUAUCUGAACUCACUCCUAAACAUUUUUUGUUAUAUGCACUAUCACACAUGCACACACACACAAACGCAUACAGCAGGAAAACUGUUGUUUUAUACUUUGUCUCUUCAAGAUUUGUCCCAGUCAGUAGUCUUAUGUGAGCUUUCAGCUCUUUUCUCUGCCAUUAUAUGACAAUAAUGCUCAGAUUUAUAACACUGCCAUAUUGUGUAAUUUGAGUAACAUGAACAUAUUUUGUAUGUGCAAAAUUUAAAACAUGGUGCCUAUAUUUGAAAGAUUUGUGACAUUUUUAAAAGAGCCAUGCCUAUUUCACUGAUGCGCAAGAGUCAGUUUUCAACUGUUACCAUGAUCACUGAAUUUGCUUCAAAGAGAUUCAAAUUUCAGACUAGAUUUCUUUACAAGUUUAUUUUCAGCGUUCCAUUGGUUACUUCUCAUGAUUAAUAAAAUAAAGGAUACAUCCAACACUGAAAUAGUCACUGUCUGUUAGGAACUUUUGUAAAACAAUGCCAUAAACAAAUUUGUCAGUGCUGAAUGUUUUUGGACAUUGCUUUUGAUUUAAAACAAAACAACCACAGAAAAAAAGGAAGGAAAAAGUGGUAGAACUGGAGUUUCAUCAAAUGUACAUGCACUUAGAAUGACAACAGGUGGUGGCAGAGUGGUUCUCGGUUCUGUGGACAGCGGGUUUUAGCAGGAUGACUCCAGUGGCUUAUUUUCUUACAUCUGCUUUCAAGCAUUUUUUUUUUACCCUCUGUGUUUCUCUUUCGAAAGUAUUUUUUUAGGGUAUUAUAGGUAGCUGUUUACAGUUCUGGCAUUGUAUCUAGUUGAUUUGAAGCAAAAAUACUCCAGGUCUCUUAUUUUUACAUUCCUUCAACACACAUGUAAUUUCAGAAGGAGCAUAUGCUGUUUUCACUGCAUUAAUAGUCAAAAAAGAAAAAAAAGUCAAAAAAACCGACAGUUUACCCGGAAAAUAGUAGGUUCCAGUAAAAUAUACACAAGGGUACAUUUUUAUGCAUGAUAUUAAGUUGUUAGUAAUUCUUAGUGUUUUGAGAUCUGCUGCUAGUCUAUACAUACAAGAGAAUUUAAGAAUUUUACAAACAGAUUUACAGAUUUGAGGGUUAUAUAUGCGCGUGUAUAUAUAAAUGUACAAGAUAUUAAGAGAGUAUUUCCAAUUGAGCAUAGUAUAGUACAGGUUCUAGUGCUGUCAAAGUUGGAAUACUGGAAGUAAAAAAAAUUUUUACUCUUCAGACACUGAGAAAAUGCCACAUGAGUAAAUGUGGCUUUUAAAAGCUAAAAAUUAAAAAGAUAUUUAAUUAUAUUUAUGAAGAGAUCAAGGACAGUUUUGACCCAAGAACAAACAGAUGCACUUGAUCAUGAAUAAUUUCUACUGUAAAGUAGAAGGAAAUCCCUGGAGCUGUGAAGUUUAGCAAUAGUUUUCUAAUUGAAAUAGUGAUGAAUUAGGUGGAAUAUGGUUGGUAUAUGAUGGAAUUAACUAAUUAGUUCUCUGUGGCAUUAUUUGCAGGGCAGAUCCUGUAGAUCCCUUGCAGUUAUGGGUUCCUCAAGUGAAAAGCUAUUGUCUCUUGAAAAAGAACAACAAAAUCAAAACUGCUGUGGAGAAAAAAGAUAAGUUACCUGCUACUAGUGUUAAAUGGAGAUCUCGGUAAAAAAUAGAAUAGAUACCAAAUAUUUUAAAUGAAUAAUUGAAGAAUAAAGGCAAAUGAAUAAAAGAGUGGGCAAGAAA
This is a messenger RNA of Phasianus colchicus (ring-necked pheasant), 4449 nucleotides long. RefSeq names its product fucosyltransferase 8 (gene FUT8). The record is from RefSeq and is a predicted model, not a curated record. Gene Ontology annotation, cellular component: Golgi cisterna membrane. Gene Ontology annotation, molecular function: protein binding; glycoprotein 6-alpha-L-fucosyltransferase activity. Gene Ontology annotation, biological process: protein N-linked glycosylation. NCBI's taxonomy places the organism in Eukaryota, Metazoa, Chordata, Aves, Galliformes, Phasianidae.